Molecule: messenger RNA, 1874 nt
Organism: Neurospora hispaniola
Lineage: Eukaryota; Fungi; Ascomycota; Sordariomycetes; Sordariales; Sordariaceae
Exons: 1
Coding region: 165-1547 (460 amino acids)
Source: RefSeq, a predicted model, not a curated record
CUUGGAGGGUUAUAAUAAGGGGGUGUGUUAACUCGGCCUGCCCCUAACUCCAGCCAAACAGCCAUCGACUAACCAUGAAUCAGGAGUUCCUUCGACACUGGUGAUACACAACACAUUCUUCUCUUUUCUCACCGCAGGAGCAGCGCGCUUCGACGAUAAACGACAUGAGCCGUCACAACUCCGUAUCGACAACCAGUUCGGGGUCAUCAGGAAGGGCAAGCAUCUCAUCAGAGGCAACCUCAACGAGUUCAGUUUCAUCCCAGAACACUUACGACAUAAACACUUCGCCUUCAGUCAAAACCGCACUAUCAGUCCUUGGAGGAUUCAAGAUCAACAACCAAGGUGCCGCUAAACCCCAAGGCCCUUACUGGUGCAUACCCUGCAAUGUCAGUUUCCAGCGCAAGGUCGACUGGAUGAGGCACGAGGACGAAUUCCACGACCGACAUAAGCGUUACCCCUGCCCGGACUGUAACAGCAUCUUCUGGGGCGCCAACACCUUCAACCAACAUCACAAGAACGCCCACGGGUGCAGGACCUGCCCUCACGCUGAGCAAGUGGUCCGGUAUACGCAACGGAGGACGGCGUGGGCCUGUGGAUUCUGUGGGGCGUUCAUGGGCGCCAGUCAUCGAUUUGUCGACCAUGUAGCGAAGCACUACGAAGAUAAUCACAACAAAGCGCACUGGAAUCAUAGUCUGGUAAUCUACGGCCUGCUUCAUCAGCCGGUGGUCCACCAAGCAUGGAAGGAGUUGUUUGCGCAGUUGUAUGGACACAUGGCACGCGAUGAACAGCCCAUCUUGGGGUGGGAUGCGCAAACGACGGGACACGCUCAGGGGUUCUUGGAGGGGCAGGCUCCGGGGAAGUUGCAGGAUUUGCUGGAAUUCUUCAAGGGUGGACGAGAGGAGGCGAAACGGCUUGCGAGGUUAAGUCAUGACCAGGCUAUCAUUCGGUCACGCCAGGGAGUGGCUAUUACGGCGAUUCGGGUACCUGUUCCCAAGCGAUCAACGGUAUCAACGGAAUCACUCAGGCACAAGUCGAUACUGCAGCAGCAGCAGCAGCAGCAAUUCGAUAGACGCAACAGUGCCACUAGCGGCAACACCGUAUUCCCUCAACCCCGACACCACCAACAACAGCAGCAACACCACCAAGUACAACCACAACAGGAACCCACAUUCCAAAAACAACGAUCAUUCUCUCUCCCGUUUACCACCACCACCACUACCACCAUCACCACCUUACCCCAAUUCCCCAACCCACCAACAAACAAAUACUCCCACCUCCAUUCCCACAGCCUUAAAUUCUCCCUACCUGUGGGAACUAUAUACGAAACCCCCGACGCAGCGUCGACAACAACGACAGUUGACUUUUUCAAGAACACACUUGCCGCCACCGCGACUAUGACGGCUACGUCUAAUAGGCAACACCAACUAGAUCUACAAGAUCAACAACAACAACAGCAGCAGCAGCAGCAACAACAAAAUCGAUUUACGAUACCUCCUCUUAAUCUUUCCAAGGAUGGUUUUUUUGACAACAUGGAUAUUAAGAUUUAGGAUUGGAGCAGUAUUACUAGUAUGGUGGUGAUAGUGAAUGAUCGGGCAUAUGGGUUUCCGGUGCCGGGGGUGUUGAGUGUUGACAGGGUUGGGGAGUGGAGGUGCUGAGGGGUGGUGAGCGUGGAUGAUGGAGACGACGAGAUCUUAAAACAGUCAGGUCAUAGAGCAAAGUGGGGAGAAGUGGCAGAGGAAAGGAGAAAGUUUCCCGUAUGAUGUGUUGCGAUGAGAUGAGAAGCAGUCUGGAGAAAGCUAUGAAAGCCAAGAGAAGUUAGUUCAGGAUACUAUAUUGGAUAAUACCACAAUUGAAGAUUCAUGAAGAAAACUGAA